Messenger RNA from Cuscuta europaea, 1700 nucleotides. NCBI's taxonomy places the organism in Eukaryota, Viridiplantae, Streptophyta, Magnoliopsida, Solanales, Convolvulaceae. The record is from the annotation of a GenBank genome assembly.
AAUUAACAGGCUGUCUACCGUACAUUCCUUUCCCUAGUCCAACCCCAUCCUCUUCGCCACCGGCUUUCUCCCUCACGCGCUGAGGUCGCAGAAAUCAUCCCAGGCCGUGAGCUGAUGAGCUCAGUCAGUUGCAAGGAAUGUUGCCAAGUCGGUCGGGAAGGGUAUGAAAAUGAGCUGAUACCAGCAGAGUCUCCUCACCUCACUAAAUUCACUUUACAUGCCCCUAAGAUGGUAUGUACGAGAUUCUUGUAGAGGUGGAGUUUGAAAAUGAGUAUCAUUUGUCAGCUGAGUAUCUCAGAAUUUAUAGCCCAGCAGCUGAUAGUAAAAUCCGUUCGGUUGGGGGUGAAAAGGUACAAUAACAAGAGACUGCACUGCACAACUGUUUCUUCUUGCAUGAUAAAUUUGAUCCCUGGGGGAGUUGGAUUAGUUGUGGAACCAUGGUAAUGUAUGUGUUCAGGUGAUAUGUGGGAGGCGCUAUGUUGGGAUGAUGUCAGCAGAGCCGAUAGGGAACUACGGCGUGAGGUUGUUGUUUGAUGACAUGCACAAGACUGGCAUCUUUACAUAUAUGGGAUUACUUGUUUCAUCUCGGGAGCAACAAGUUCCCUCUCAUGAGAAAUUACAUCAAGACUGAGCCGCGAUCCCCAACCACUGGUUAGAAGAACAAAGUGACAUAGAUUCUUGUACUCACCAGUCACCACAGUUGAUUGAACAACAUUGUAUGACUGCAUUUGUACGUGUCUGCUCUCUUGUGUGUUCUCAGACAAUCAACCGGUAACAUGUUGCCUUGAGUAUAUAUAAACCUUAAUUAAAGAAAUGGAUUUAAUAAGUACAGCCUUUUAUUGCCUUGUCUACAUCAUUGUGGCUGAAAGAGCAAGCUUGGGACCGCCCAGUCUAGGCUGUAAAAUGAUAUUUUAUUGUGAUGUUUUCCAAACAAUAUACUCCGUUAUUAAUAUUUUCGAAUGGGCAGAAGCUUUUAUCUUGAUGCACCAGGAGGAAAAAUGCUGCAGGUUUUUGAUGCUAUUAUGGAGCAUAUGGCAGGCUAGAAAUGAGGUAUUGUGGAAGAAGUCUCCUGCUGGUGUAGGGAGUAUUAUUGCAGUGGCUGAUGCUUUCCUUGAUGGAUGGAGAAGGGCUCAAAUGACAGCCUCAAUAGUAGGAAGUAUUGCAGCAGCUCCCAAGCAUUGGAUUAAACCGAGAGAGGGUCGUUUAAAGGUCAACGUGGACGCUGCGGUGAAGGUAGAGGGGGACUGCAGCAGGUUGGGUUGGGUGGUAAGGGACUAUACAGGGUCUUUUAUUGUCGGGGGAAUGAAGAAAAGUCCUGGAGCUUGCCAACCUCGCGAAGCUGAAGCCCUUGCGAUAAGGGAGGCCAUCAGUUGGCUUAGGGAUUAUGGCUUUGAUUUUAUUGACGUGGAAUGUGACGCUAACUAGGUUAUCAAGAGUAUUCAGGAUAGUUCAGAUGAAUCAUCCUUCAGGGUCAUUAUUAAUGAUGUAAGAGAUAUUAUGACUAGUUUCACUAGCAUUUCUUUUUCUGAUGUGAAACGGUCAGCGAAUCAGGUUGCUCACGAAUUAGCGAGGGCAGCCGUUUCUAUGUCUGAUUGCUAUGUGUGGCAUACCACACCUCCAUAUUGUAUUCUGUAAUCCUUAAACUUUGAUUUGAUUAAUAAUAUAUAGUUCGACUUUCUUAAAAAAAAAUAUUUUCCAAA